This is a messenger RNA of Gordionus sp. m RMFG-2023, 1236 nucleotides long. RefSeq lists its product as uncharacterized. The coding region runs from base 43 to 1236 and encodes 397 amino acids. Lineage: Eukaryota; Metazoa; Nematomorpha; Gordioida; Chordodea; Parachordodidae. The transcript has 4 exons. The record is from RefSeq and is a predicted model, not a curated record.
UUCAAUUCUAUCUUUUUUUUCCCUAACGCUUUCUCUCAUUAGAUGAAUCAUACUCCUAGCCCUAUAGAGUACUAUGAAACCUCCAAACAACAGAGAUCCAAGAGUCCGAGAUCUCACUCCAUUAGCAUUGACAGAAAGGCGGAUUCUAGUUUGAACGAGGAACCUGUUGUAUUUUCGAAAUCAUUUAGCAAAUUUUCUACCCUAGAAAAUUCUAAUUGCGAUAAAAGCAAAGAUGAUCGUAUAAUCAUUGGUCAUUCUCGUGUCAUUCCUAACAUAAGGAAGCUGCCACCUGAUGGGAAAAAAUCGGAGGAUGUAAAGGCAGUAUACAAGGGUUCGGUCAAAGACACUUUUAAGGCUCUCGAAUUGAAGCCGGAGGAGAAAGAAAAUACCCUUUGCAAAAGAAAGUCGUCCGAUGGCACCUUUUUCGAAAAUUUGAUGAAAAAAUUUUCUACGGGUUCUAUCGAUAAACUGCGAAAGUACGUCAAAGAUCCGAAUAACCAAAGCGGACUCGUGGUGGAGGAAAUAAGUCAAGGAUCCAGUACUUCCGGAAUGUCAUCUUCGCGGAACCUGAUAAUUUCCGCGCGAGACGAGAGAGACAAGAAAAGUGUCGUGGUCGGUAAUUCGAAUCAAACGACAGCAGAAUUUUGUAAAGAAAAAGGGAUCCACGAACCAAUCCAAAACCAGCUGCAAGAUGGUGACAUGUAUCUUCCCAUCUCCCCGGAAGCAUCGACUAAGAAAGAGACCUUGAGUACAGACUUCCCUAAGAAGAUGGAAUGCUUCAACAAAGACAACAUAUGUUCAUCGAGCAAAAUUGUCCCAAAGCAGAUCGAAUCUUUCAAAAAAAUCAUCUUAAAAAAGAAAGACUCAUCUUCGUCUAAAGAUUUGAUGGAGGAUUCCUCGAAUUCCAUUUUUGCAAGGUUGGAAAAAACAUUGCUAUCCGGUUGGAAAAAUGACUCGUUGGGGAAGGGAGGGCAUUCUUCACCUACAAGCACUUACGAGACCUACCGAACUCAACCGAAAUUGGUCAAUGACGCCUGCCAGAAAAAUCUAGAAUCACCUUCUCAAAUCGAAAUGCCGAAAAACGCGUCAACGAAAGAGUCUCCAGAUGAUACUUGCCUGCGACGCCGACGAUUUGCGGCAAAGGAUAGAUGCCCUGAGGAGGAAAGCGAGUACAGGAAAAAUGUGGAGCUUUUCGAAAAGGAAACAUCUGUUUCGAAUGGUAGAAUGAUUCAAUAA